Chrysochloris asiatica (Cape golden mole) is the source of this 771-nucleotide messenger RNA. RefSeq names its product stathmin-like 2 (gene STMN2). Gene Ontology annotation, molecular function: tubulin binding. The record is from RefSeq and is a predicted model, not a curated record. Lineage: Eukaryota; Metazoa; Chordata; Mammalia; Afrosoricida; Chrysochloridae. Gene Ontology annotation, biological process: microtubule depolymerization; regulation of microtubule polymerization or depolymerization; neuron projection development. Gene Ontology annotation, cellular component: neuron projection; growth cone; cytoplasm. The transcript has 5 exons. Bases 109 to 648 code for a protein of 179 amino acids.
CCGUCCCACUCUGCAGACUCAGUGCCUUAUUCAGUCUUCUCUUUCGCUCUCUCUGCUGUAGCCGGACCCUUCGCCUUUUCUGUCGCUCCUCAUCUACACAUCUCUACAAUGGCUAAAACAGCAAUGGCCUACAAGGAAAAAAUGAAGGAGCUGUCCAUGCUGUCACUGAUCUGCUCGUGCUUUUACCCGGAACCUCGCAACAUCAACAUCUACACUUAUGAUGAUAUGGAAGUGAAACAAAUCAAUAAACGUGCCUCUGGCCAGGCUUUUGAGCUGAUCUUAAAGCCUCCAUCUCCUAUCUCAGAAGCCCCUCGAACUUUAGCUUCUCCAAAGAAGAAAGAUCUGUCCCUGGAGGAAAUCCAGAAAAAACUGGAGGCUGCAGAGGAAAGAAGAAAGUCUCAGGAGGCCCAGGUGCUGAAACAAUUGGCAGAGAAAAGGGAACACGAGCGAGAAGUCCUUCAGAAGGCUUUGGAAGAAAACAACAACUUCAGCAAAAUGGCGGAGGAAAAGCUGAUCCUGAAAAUGGAACAAAUUAAGGAAAAUCGUGAGGCUAACCUAGCUGCUAUUAUUGAACGUCUGCAGGAAAAGGAGAGGCAUGCUGCCGAGGUGCGCAGGAACAAGGAGCUCCAGGUUGAACUGUCUGGCUGAGGCUCUGGAGGAUAUGGCACGCCCCACCACUAGUAAUUCCCCCUGCCUAUAUUAUAAUGGAUCAUGCGAUAUCAGUAUGGGAAAUGUAUGACACGGUUUAAUAAAAGAACUCAUUAUAAAAAA